Molecule: messenger RNA, 3373 nt
Organism: Drosophila mauritiana
Lineage: Eukaryota; Metazoa; Arthropoda; Insecta; Diptera; Drosophilidae
Exons: 2
Coding region: 326-1219 (297 amino acids)
Source: RefSeq, a predicted model, not a curated record
GACUUUGUCCUGUGAACUUCGACGCGCUGGAAGGUUCUGCGAAGUUUCCGCAUUUCCCUUGCUGGUGUGGGUGCGACGUGUUUUGUGAGUGCGCGUGUGUGUGUCUGUGAGAGGGCGCCAACUUUUCGGUGAGACUUUAACCACCAGCAAACAACAACAAAGCAGAAACAUUGACAAAAAAGCAAGAAAGGCGGAAAGGACGAAGGACACAGCCUGCGGUCAGGGAAACCGCAAUCAAAAAUUGUAAACAAAAACUGGAAAUCGAGCGAAAUCAACAAAGGAAGACGACACCGCUCUGUAGGCAACGAUUCCGCUGCUAGCCAACAUGGAAAUGGACGUCAAUCGCCCGACCGGCCGCCAUGGCAACCUAAUGACCAUAUCCGCCCGCUGCUCCAACAACAAUGCAGCCGAAGCCGGAGCCGGAGUUGGAGCCACCAGGACUCCGGCCGCCGGAAGUGAGGCGCCGCCCAGCGGCUGCUGCGGCAUCUUGGGCCGCCUCCUCUGCGUGAGUCGCCACAAGGCCACGCAAUCGGUGGCGGGCAGCGAUCCCUUCUCCCAGCUGCAGCUGCAGCGCAAGGGAGUCGCCACACCCGCUGCCGUUUCCGGACAGCGACGCCGCCGGACGCCGCAGGAAAUCUACUUCGAGAGUCGCGGCAAGUCCUGCAAGAAGCUGCUGAAAUUCAAUGGCAAUUCCAACAAGAUACUACUGUAUCCCGAGGAGGGCUGGGCGAGGACCGCCUCAUCCAGUUACUGGACCAUCACGCCCUGCUUCUGGCAGCCCAAUCGCUGCCGCAUCGUCGAGUGCUCCGGAACCCAGCGGCGCGCGACGAAAGCCCGGAUGCUGCCGCUGGAGCAGCAGGGAUCCCUCCUGAUUGCCGGACACUUUCGCCGGACGACGGCGGGGGGCGGAGGAGCUGCAUCGCCGGCGGGGCGCGGGGCAGCGGGCAACGGGUCGGUGGCUGCCACGCCCACGCCCGCAAUACCUGCCGAUGCAAUCCGGACGGGGUCAACGGGCUGUGACAAGUCGCAGCCCGCGUGGAACGACGAGUUCAAGCUGUAUCUGACGUCGAACAUCUCGAUGGAGGACUACAACAUGGGCUACUGCCUCACCGGAUUCGUGGAGCGCCGCUGCCAGGUGACCAACACCUUCCAGAUGACUCACUUUGCGGUCAUCAAGCGCCAGUGGCCACCGUCGCCGUCCAACCUGGGCAACUCCUAAGGCCCCUGCAUCCCACUUUUGUAAUUGUGAUCUUACCUUUUGUUCCCAAUUGGAAACGAAAUGAAAUUAACUGAGGGACUGUGCGUGUUUUCACUUUUAGAGAAUUUGCUGAAUAUUUGAAUAUUUUCCAGAACUUAAUAUGACAACAGACACCGUUGUAUGCAGUAUGUAGUAUUAUUAAAUAUUUCUUCAGAAGAGCUAAAAAUGUUUGAGAGUGAGAACAGACACAGUCCUUUAAAGCAAAUACCACUUAAGUUUUUAGCAUCUAAGUAGAGCCAAAAUGUUUGUUGUGCAAUCCCGAAUUAAAAUCAAAAGAAGUUUCGCCAGGACUAUAGAAAAUGUAACAUAAAUUGCCGAGGCGUCGAGGACCGAUAGCCACUAGAUCGUAAGGCUUAGAAAAGUAAUGGCGGAGAUGAUCUUUAAGGACGUACUGCAUUUGCCGUAGUUUUACGAAAUUUUCUGCAUGUUUAGUGCGUAAAUUGUAAUUUUAGCUAAAUGUGCAACGGAAAUCCGAGAAAAGGAGGAAACUAGGAAACAAAAACUUUACGUGUGCUUUCAGUGUUGUGUAAUAUGAAAAACGGAAACAAACCGGAAAAAAUAAGCGAAAAAACCAAAUACUAGUAACUGUUAAAUGCUAAAUGAAACUAAACCGCUUUGCCAACUCACACACACACACACACACACUGAGCAACACAUAGUAGCACCAACACGCAGGCACCCACUUAUACACUCGCACACUUAAGCCUGGACGGCUACUUAAUGCUUCAAAAAGUGCAACAAAUUGAAACUUGUGCUUGUCGAAGCAUGUGAUUGUGAGUGCUCCACUAUAAGCUGCUAUGCUAUAGUAUACAUGUUUACGAGGCUGUGUGUGUGUGUGUGCGAGCUGGUACUCUUUUCUACUACAUACGAAUAUGUACCAUACUUUAACGGCCAUGUUUGCGAAACCUAUUGCCUUUAAGCUUUAAAAUAUAAGCACAACUCAACGCAGGCAAGCAAGUCAAAAGCUUCGAGCGAUGGCCAUUGGCACUGAACAGCAGUUUGAUGACAGGCGAGCAUUAAAGUUAAUUAUUUAACGAGCUGUUUAAAGCAAACAAACAUGAUUUCAUGUCUCUUAAAGCCGAUUUACUGUUCCUAGCACUCUGCAUGGUCACAUGGCACCCCAGGCGCGCUUCUCUUGAAGGCUUGGUCACACUGCUAUUUAGGUUAUAUGGAAAGCGUGAUAAUCUUGUGGAAUAAGUGCUAGAGACAUGCUGACUAGUGCCACUGGCCAUUUAGCCGACUCGUCCAAACCGAGUUUGCGAACUCUAGGCUAAUCUAAGGAACUAAGCCCCUAACUCUCUCUCUCUAUCUUUCUCUCACUAACUCAACCCACUGACCCACUCGUGCUACGGCUCUAUCCCUCUUAUUCACUCACUUUGAGCAUGAUACGCAACGUAUAUCAACAAUUCGUCCAAUGAUUGGAGUCUUUUGGCGCCACAAAUUGCCACGUGUCAAGUUGGCAAGGCCGGAGCUCCAAUUGCCAAAAACCCUAAGUGUUAAAAAACAAUGAAACCAAACGUAAAGGAAACCAAAGCUAAGUCAAAACUCAACGUAGGCUAAGCAUAGUUUAAAAAUCCAUAUUUACAAGCUAGAAUAUGAAUCUAUAUAUAUUAUAUAUAUAUCUAUAUAUUUGUGUGUAGGCUGAACCUUUUGCGUAUAUGUAUAUCUGUGUAUUUGUAUAACUGUAUUGCGAUUGCAUAUACACUAACAUUUUUGCCGUAGUUCGCAUAGCUCGCUUUUAGGCGCUUUUACACGCAAGCGAAUAAGGCCUAAACCUCUUAACUCCCUUUUUUCGCUUCACUCAGAUGCCCCUGCCACUCUGCCCCAAAACUUAUCGAUAUUUAAGUAUCAGGUACCUGCCACAAUCAACACGAAAACCAAGUAAACAGAAAAACUCGAGUAUACAUAACUAUUUAUUGAACAAUUACGUCUGUGCAAAUAUUUGUGUCCAUUUUAAUUAGAGAGAAAACAAAGAUGUCCAGAUAUCCAGAGAAGCAUGUUAUUUUUUAGGAUCACUGGUAACGAAACACUCUGAACACCCCGACUACCCGCAAAUCGAUGUCGUACACCCGAGUUGUAUAAAUGUUUAUUAGGGAUUCCCGCUCUCUGUGUGUA